AUGCUGUAUGGCACCAGGGCUAUAAAAUCAAACGUCAAGCCUUACUCUAUCCUUAAAGCGGCUUCGGAUUGGACUAUCAUGAUGGAUACGUAUGAGAAACAAUACAAAAUCCUCGAGGAUAUUUGUGCGUCGGCCUCCAGACCAGACAUAUUUCUAUAUUCGCGUAUUUUAAAGCGCGUUGUGAUGAUAGAGCUCACGGUGCCUUGGGAAACCAACAUCCCCAAAGACCAUACCAUCAAGGUCAACAAAUAUUACGAGCUCACAAACGAACUCACUCGAAAUAGGUUCGUAGUAGAUUUGUACGCGGUAGAGGUGGGAGCGAGAGGUAUAACAGCGAAAUCUCUCUACAACCUACUAAAGGACUUGGGCCUGUCCAGAACUAACAUUAAUUCAUUCUUGGAACGUACGUCGAAGGCAGCCCUAGUAGGUUCUUUUCAAAUUUGGUUAGGUAGGGAGAGGAGCUUGAACAGUGGAGGUGAGCGUAUAUUGCACGUUAGAUAA
Molecule: messenger RNA, 501 nt
Organism: Danaus chrysippus (African queen)
Lineage: Eukaryota; Metazoa; Arthropoda; Insecta; Lepidoptera; Nymphalidae
Source: the annotation of a GenBank genome assembly